This is a messenger RNA of Racocetra persica, 587 nucleotides long. The record is from the annotation of a GenBank genome assembly. NCBI's taxonomy places the organism in Eukaryota, Fungi, Glomeromycota, Glomeromycetes, Diversisporales, Gigasporaceae.
AGACCAUCCUGAAAGUUAUCAUUCUUUCAUGUGGCAUCAUCUCUUUAAACAUAUUGACAUUCUUCCUCAAAAUGUCCAUAUUCUCGAUGGUAAUGCUGAUGAUCUUGAAGAGGAAUGCAGGAAAUAUGAAGAUAAAAUUAAGUCUUUUGGUGGUGUUGAACUAUUUUUAGGAGGAAUCGGUCCCGAUGGCCAUAUUGCCUUUAAUGAACCCGGAUCUUCGUUGACCUCAAGAACUCGUGUUAAAACCUUAGCCUAUGAUACUAUUCUUGCAAAUUCUCGAUUUUUUGAUGGUGAUAUUAGUAAAGUUCCAAGAAUGGCUUUAACUGUUGGUGUGGGUACCGUAAUGGAUUCUCGUGAAGUUGCUAUCAUCAUCACAGGAGCUCACAAAGCUCUAGCUUUAGCGAAAUGUGUUGAAGAAGGUAUUAAUCAUAUGUGGACUGUCUCAGCGAUUCAGUUACACCCUAAAGGCCUUAUUGUUUGUGAUGAGGACGCUACUCUUGAGCUGCACGUUAAAACCGUUAAAUAUUUCAAGAGUAUAGAUCAUGUAAUUCAUGAUCUUAUUGGUACUGAAAAUGUUGGAUUACAAG